GCGGCCUAGGCCCAUGUGCGACAUGGGCCGUGGCACAAGGUCUCUUAAAAUCGAGGGCCUCAAAAAAAAAUUUAUAGGGUAGUAGUAUUAGUAAGUUAGGGGGUGUAAAAAUUAAUUAUGUAUGUUAGAAAAUGUUGUAAAGGCCCAGCCCAACAAUGUUUUCCUAACGAAAAAAAAAAGCAGCAAAGAAGCCUGCGUUUUGCGUUUUUGCGUUUUGCGUUUCUGCUUCUUUCAGAAAACCUACGACCUGCACUGCACACCUGCCUCCAUUAAUUCACCACCAGGCCGGCGUCGACCUGCCUCCUGCCACCAUCACCAGGCGUCGGUUAACCACUUAACCUCCUUCCUUCUAUUCUCAAAGUAGAAGUUACUAAUACAUCAUCGGUGCAUCACUUAGGUAGAAUGGCACUACACAGCAAUGGAACCACCGGAACCAUAUUAUCAUCACCGUCACUUCCUUUGGAACUUGUGGAAGAAGAAAUCCUGAGUAGGCUACCAGUGAAGAAACUCCUACAACUCCGAUGCAUAUGCAAAUCCUGGAAAUCUCUAAUUUCCGAUGAUCCUAAAUUCACAAAGAAGCACCUUCGCAUGUCAAAUAUAUUAAAGCACAAACAUCUCAUCAUGAAUGUUCUUGGUGACCGGAUUUUAUGGGAUUCCCCACUUUCCUCUGUUUUCAGCAAUGUAUACAACCAUACUGUGACACUGACUCAACUCAAUAUCCCAAUUUCCAUUUCCAACCACAUUUUGAAAAUUUCCUCUUGUGAUGGUAUCCUUUGUUUGACCCUUGGUGUAGUAGGAGGAGGAAGAAGAUAUGUUGUUUUGUGUAACCCUUCCCUAAGAAAAUACACUACAUUGCCUCCUUUGGAAAAUCAUCAGAAAAGAGAAGUUCUCUCUUGUUUAUUUAGCUUUGGAUAUGAUCAUGUCAAUGAUGUUUAUAAGGUUAUUGCCAUUUCUUGUUUUAAGGACAAACACAAAGUUAAAGAAGUUGAUGUUUAUACUUUGGGUACUAAUAAUUGGAGAAGUAUUCAAGACUUUCCAUAUUCUUCUCCUUCUCCUUCUCCUUCGAUGUAUCAUUCGGGAGUAUUUGUGGGUGGCACUGUUAAUUGGUUGGCAUAUGAGGUUUCAAAUAGUAGUCAUCGUCGUGUCAUUGUUUCUCUUGAUUUGAUGACCGAAUCUUAUCAAAAACUUUUGCAGCCUGAUUUGGAGAAGGAUCCUUGGAUCUUAGGGAUGUGUCAGAAUUGCUUGUGUAUCUUUCAGUGUAGGGAUAUGUUUUUGGAUGUAUGGAUUAUGAAAGAAUAUGGAAAUAAAGAAUCUUGGACUAAACUAUACAAUAUUCCUUCCGCUGAAGGUCAAAAUAGCUAUCCGAGGACAGUAUAUAUUUCUGAUAACAAUCAAGUGCUAUUUUGUUAUCAUGAUUUGAGAAAUUCAAAAUUGAAGCUGGUUGUUUACAAUUCCAAAAAUGGUAAUGUGAUGAUUCCUAAGAUUCAACACAAUGAUAGAUUAUUUAUGAACCCAAGAGUCUACGUGGAGAGUUUGAUAUCACUACCUUGUUCUUAUUGAUUUCCUACUUGUUUUGAUUACUGACAAUAAUCAAUUUAUCAUGACUUUAUAAAUCAUUGUUAAUGGAUGUUUUGAUUUCGCUUCCUUUUUUUUAGUUAGUGUGUGUUGGUUCUGUCAUUGUGUAUUACAUUUUAAAUAGUUUGCAAUCUUGCAUUACCUUAGGUUAUUUGUCGUUUGCUUUUUAAAGAUCUAAGUUACGAUUUAGAUGUUAUAAUGUGAGCCAAGUGUUUCUCAA
Molecule: messenger RNA, 1795 nt
Organism: Trifolium pratense (red clover)
Lineage: Eukaryota; Viridiplantae; Streptophyta; Magnoliopsida; Fabales; Fabaceae
Product: F-box/kelch-repeat protein At3g23880-like
Exons: 2
Coding region: 403-1560 (385 amino acids)
Molecular function (GO): protein binding
Source: RefSeq, a predicted model, not a curated record